AUGGCUCUCGGGCGGGUGGUUCCGUUUUGCUUCCUGGGUCUGUUGCUGCUGCGCUGCAGCGCAGCAGCGGACCCCGCGAGCGCCUCCGAGGCCGCCGCAGCAGAACCCGCUGCAGCAGAACCCGCAGCAGCAGCAGCAGCAGCAGCAGCAGAGGGGGGCCCCCAGGGGGCCCCCCAGGGGCCCCUCGCAGAGCUUGCGAAGCUGAGAGUUGACUCUGAGGGGCAGCAAGAAACCCAUGAGUACCAAGCUGAAGUAACUCGUUUAAUGGACAUAAUAGUGAAUUCUUUGUACAGCCAAAGAGAAGUCUUUUUGCGGGAGUUGAUAUCCAACGCAGUGGACGCUUUGGAGAAGCAGCGCUUCUCCGCCCUCACCGCCCCCAGCAGCAGCAGCAGCAGCAGCAGCAGCAGCAGCAGCAGCAGCAGCGAGGAGCUGGCCGUGUACAUCGAGUCCGACCCGCAGCAAAAAAUUGUCUCCAUUUGCGACUCCGGAAUUGGAAUGACGAAGCAGGAGUUGAUAACGAAUUUGGGGACAGUGGCGAAGUCGGGGACAAUGAACUUCCUCGAGUCUCUCGCCAGCAGCAGCAGCAGCAGCAGCAGCAGCAGCAGCAGCAGCAGCAGCAGCAGCAGCAUGAACCUCGUGGGCCAGUUCGGCGUGGGCUUCUACUCCGCGUUCCUCGUCGCCGACCGCGUCACCGUCAUCUCCCGCAGCAGCAGCAGCAGCAGCAGCAGCAGCAGCAGCAGCAGCAGCGGGGAGGAGGGCAAGGCCUACAUCUGGGAGUCAACAGCAGACGCAAAGUACUACUUGGCCGAAGCUCCUGCUGCUGCAGCAGCAAACCUCAAAAGAGGGACUUGUGUCUUGCUGCACCUCAAGGAAGACGCAACAGAGUUUUUGCUGCCGCAGCGCCUCAAAGAACUUGCUGCUCGAUAUGCGCAGUUUCUUUCUUUUCCCAUUUACGUCAAACAGAAGGUGGAGCGUGAAGUAUGGCGUUGGGAGCGGGCGAACGAGCAGAAGGCCCUGUGGCUGCGCAGCAGCAAAGAAGUGACAGCAGCAGAAUACAAAGCCUUCUACAAGGCCCUGAGCGGAGACUGGAGCGAGCCUUUGCUGCAGAUUCAUUUUGCUGCUGAAGGCGAAGUCGAGUUCCGCGCGCUGCUGUUCGUGCCGCAGCAAGCAGCAGCAGAUUUGUUUUCGAGUGUCUUUGAGAAGCAGCGGGGCCUCCAGCUGUACGUACACCGCGUGCUCGUGGGGGGGGCUCUCGAUGAGCUGCUGCCGCGCUAUUUGCGCUUUUUGCGCGGAGUUGUCGACACAAAUGAUCUUCCGCUAAAUGUUUCUCGCGAGCUGCUGCAGCAGCAGCGGCUGCUGCUGCUGCUGGGCAAGAAGCUGGUCCGCAAGGCGCUGGAGAGCUUCCGCAAACUCGCGGUGGAAGACCGGAAGCUGCGCGAGCAGCAGCAGCAGCAGCUGCAGCAGCUGCUGCAGCAGGGGGAGCAGCAGCAGCAGCAGCAGCAGGAAGAACAGCAGCAGCAGCAGCAGCAGCAAGAGCUGGAGAAGCUCAAGAAGGAAAUGAAAGAACCCACUUUGUUCGACAAGUUCUACAAAGAGUUCGGGAGAAAUAUGGUUUUGGGUUGCUACGAAGACGAAGACAACCGCAGCAAAGUGGCCAAGCUGCUGCGCUUCAGCAGCAGCAAGCUGCAGCAGCAGCAGCAGCAGCAGCAGCAGCAGCAGCAGCCGCGGCAGCAGAUCUUCCUCGAGGAGUACGUCGCUCGCAUGCAGCCCGGCCAACAAGCCAUUUAUUAUGCUGCAGGAGAAGACCCGCAGCAGCUUCUUAAGCUGCCACAAAUGCAGCACUUUUUGAAAAAAGAUGUCGAAGUUCUUUUCCUCCUCGACGCCAUGGACGAACCCUGCAUUCAGCGCCUCAUGGAGUUCGACGGUCCGCAGGGAAAGAAGUUCGAGUCUGUGCAGAAGGGCGAAGUGCACUUGGAGGAAAGCGCUGCAGAGCGUGCGCGGCUGGCUGCGCAGGAGAAGUUCUUCAAACCCUUAAAAGUGUUUUUCAAAAGGGUUUUGGGGCCUAGGGUUUCGCAAUGGGGUUAUUCUGCGCAAAUGGAAAAAGUGAUGAAGACCCAAACCUUUGCAGAUCCUCUGCAUUUGAAAAUGAUGAAGGGACAAAAGGUCUUCGAAAUAAACCCCAACCACCGCAUCAUGCAGCAGCUGCUGGCGCGCCAGCAGCAGCAGCAGCAGCAGCAGCAGCAGGAGGGGGAGGGGGAGGAGCAGCAGCAGCGGCAGCAGCAGCUGCAGCAGCAGCAGCGCGAGGACGAACAGCUCGCUGAGAAACUCUUCGAAGCUGCGCUGCUGGCCUCCGGAUUUGAUGUUGAUAAACCCGAUGAGUUGGCGGAGUUGCUGUACAAAAGCUUUGCUGCUGAACUUGGAGUCGAUCCCAACGAUCCCAUCAACGAGGACUUCGAGAUCCCCGAGGACCCCGAGCCCGACAGCAGCAGCAGCAGCAGCAGCAGCAGCAGCAGCAGCAGCAGCGGCGGCGAGGAGGGGGGCGCAGCAGACGACCUGCUCUCCAGCUUCGACUUCGGGGAGAACGUCAAGGACGAGCUCUAG
Messenger RNA from Eimeria necatrix, 2601 nucleotides. RefSeq names its product heat shock protein 90, putative. Lineage: Eukaryota; Apicomplexa; Conoidasida; Eucoccidiorida; Eimeriidae. Bases 1 to 2601 code for a protein of 866 amino acids. Gene Ontology annotation, molecular function: ATP hydrolysis activity; ATP-dependent protein folding chaperone; ATP binding. The record is from RefSeq and is a predicted model, not a curated record. Gene Ontology annotation, cellular component: protein-containing complex; perinuclear region of cytoplasm; cytosol. Gene Ontology annotation, biological process: cellular response to heat; protein stabilization; protein folding. The transcript has 4 exons.